AUGUACCACUAUCCCAGCCCCCCGUCCGGGUGGUCUGCGUACGACGGCUACACCCCCCCGUCGCCUCACUACUCCUCCUACUACGGGCCCCCGCCGCCCUCAGCUUCGGCCUCUGCCUCUGCUCAGGCUGCCCAGGCUGCCGCCGCCGCUGCUGCUGCUGCCUUCGCGACCGGCUCCCCCCAUGCCACCCCCCGGUCGAAGAAACACGCCUACCGGGCCAGCUUCUCUGCCGGAUACAGCCAGCAGACGCCGCCGCAGAACUACCAGUACUCGUGGCAGCCCCCUUACGACCGGCCGGAGUACUUUUCCACUCCUCGCAAGCAGCAGCAGCCACACCACGAUCAU
Trichophyton rubrum CBS 118892 is the source of this 345-nucleotide messenger RNA. RefSeq lists its product as uncharacterized. The transcript has a single exon. The annotation marks the transcript as partial. The record is from RefSeq and is a predicted model, not a curated record. NCBI's taxonomy places the organism in Eukaryota, Fungi, Ascomycota, Eurotiomycetes, Onygenales, Arthrodermataceae.